Phaethon lepturus (White-tailed tropicbird) is the source of this 484-nucleotide messenger RNA. Its product is annotated as histone-lysine N-methyltransferase EZH2-like. The record is from RefSeq and is a predicted model, not a curated record. Gene Ontology annotation, molecular function: histone H3K27 methyltransferase activity. Gene Ontology annotation, biological process: chromatin remodeling. The annotation marks the transcript as partial. The transcript is spliced from 4 exons. Lineage: Eukaryota; Metazoa; Chordata; Aves; Phaethontiformes; Phaethontidae.
AUGGGUCAAACCGGAAAAAAAUCUGAGAAGGGACCAAUUUGUUGGCGAAAACGCGUGAAAUCAGAAUAUAUGAGACUGAGGCAGCUCAAGAGGUUCCGACGUGCGGAUGAAGUAAAGAGUAUGUUUAAUUCUAAUCGUCAGAAGAUACUGGAAAGAACUGAAAUACUAAAUCAAGAAUGGAAACAACGUAGGAUACAGCCUGUUCACAUCAUGACUUCUGUGAGCUCAUUGCGCGGGACCAGGGAGUGCUCUGUUACCAGUGACAUAGAUUUUCCAAAACAAGUCAUCCCACUGAAGACUCUCAAUGCUGUUGCUUCUGUACCUAUAAUGUAUUCUUGGUCUCCCCUUCAACAGAAUUUUAUGGUAGAGGAUGAAACUGUUUUACAUAACAUUCCGUAUAUGGGAGAUGAAGUGCUUGACCAGGAUGGUACCUUUAUUGAAGAACUGAUCAAGAACUAUGAUGGGAAAGUGCAUGGAGACAGAG